AUGUUGGUUAGCAGUAGGAGCAGGAGUAGUAGUAGUAGCAGUAGCAGCCGUAUUAGUAUUAGUAUUACUGUUAGUAGUCGUAGUCGUAGCAGUAGUAGUAGUAGUAGUAGUAAUAGAAGUAGUAAUAGAAGAAGUAGUAGUAGUAGUAGAAGUUGUAGUAGUAGUAGUUGCUGUAAUAGUAAAAGCAGUAGUCCUGGUAGUAACAACGAUAAAAGUGCCGGAUUUGGAAUUACCCUCUAA
This is a messenger RNA of Eimeria maxima, 240 nucleotides long. RefSeq lists its product as hypothetical. The transcript is spliced from 2 exons. The coding region runs from base 1 to 240 and encodes 79 amino acids. NCBI's taxonomy places the organism in Eukaryota, Apicomplexa, Conoidasida, Eucoccidiorida, Eimeriidae. The record is from RefSeq and is a predicted model, not a curated record.